CGCCCGUGACCCGUGAUUUGAUUUCGUCUCAAUCAAGGUCGUGCCUCCUGGGCGUCUUCUUCGCUUGGAGCUCCGCACGAGUCCUCUUCGCCGGCGAAAAAGCCAGCACCAGAGUCGCCGCCUUCCCCCCUAUAUAGCCCCCGUCCCCUACACCACACUAGCAUCACACGGAGGCGACCCCGAUCGUUUUUCUCGGACCGGCGACGCGAUCCCUUUUGUUGGGUAGUAAAUUUGGUAUGGCUGAAGAAGAGGAGGCAUCAAAAGUAUUGCGCCAGGAGGUUCCCAGGGAGCAGGAAGAGGCUGAGGCUUGCGGUCCCUCUGCCCCAGCAGAAUUAGCUACUGCAAACAAGGGCAGAGGAGACGGUGCACAGGGUAAUAAGAUUGUUAUCACAGAGAUGGAAGAGUUCGUGUUGGGACUACAAUUGAAUCAAGGAAAACGCAAGCUAGAAGCGUGUGAUGUGUUUAAGGAGGAAGAUGGCAAUGCCACAUCUUCAGGUGCUCUGCCAAAAGAUCGCACGGGCGGCUUGGCGGUGAUCAAAGAGCAAGCUGAAACUGAAGAGCCAAUAAAGGAUGGAGAAGAGAGACCAGUCAAACCGGAUGAGGUUCUACAUGAAGUUGCGGUGGGCAAGGGUUUGGCUGGUGCUUUGCAGUUUCUUAAGGACCGGGGGACGCUUAACGAGGGUGGAAACAGAACCACGGGCAAGAAGAAUAGGCUUGUUGUUUCCAAGGAUGAACCAAAAGAAAUCCGCAUAGAAAGAACUGAUGAAUUUGGCCGAGCGAUGACACCAAAGGAGGCAUAUCGGGAUCUUUCGCACAGGUUCCAUGGCAAGCGCCCAGGUAAAACAAAACAGGAGAAAAGGCAGAGAAAGUACCAGGAUGAGUUGAAAACCAAGCGAAUGAAAUCUUCUGACACACCUUUAAUGUCUGCGGAGAAGAUGAGAGAGGCUCAAGUUCGCAGCAAAACACCAUUCCUUGUUUUAAGCGGCAAUGCAUCAAGUCCAAGAGGUUAGGACAGUGAUUCGCCACAGGGGAGCGCAGAAACAGCAUCUUGGGAGAACAUCUUCAGGACAUGUCCAGACUGGGGAAAAAAAGGAGGACGGUUUACAGUAGCGCCAGUGUGCAAUAGAUUCCUUUUUUUCAUUAAAAAAAUGAAUAGGAUGGUUCACACAGGUUUGAGAAAAGCAUUUAGAACACCCCUGUAAUAUCCAAAGCUAAGACAGAAUGUCCAGCUUGAAAUUAUCCAGAAAUUUGUUCGUGUCACUAAAUUCGUCCUGUGGAGUACGUAUGUUAAAUGAACCAGCCAAUCCAUCCGAUGGAAAUUAGCCAAGAUUUUAAUUGUUCCUUCA
Messenger RNA from Brachypodium distachyon (stiff brome), 1346 nucleotides. Its product is annotated as SART-1 family protein DOT2. The record is from RefSeq and is a predicted model, not a curated record. Bases 237 to 1010 code for a protein of 257 amino acids. Gene Ontology annotation, cellular component: U4/U6 x U5 tri-snRNP complex. Gene Ontology annotation, biological process: mRNA cis splicing, via spliceosome; maturation of 5S rRNA. The transcript is spliced from 5 exons. Lineage: Eukaryota; Viridiplantae; Streptophyta; Magnoliopsida; Poales; Poaceae.